AUGUCAAAAUUCUUCUCUUAUUUAGGAAAUGCAUGUAAUCUUGGAGAUUUACAGAAUGUAAAGUCUCAACUCGCAGACAUACAAAAGUUAUUGAUAGAAUCCAAUCAUAAGAACCAAGCGAAAAGAAAAAUGAUCUUGUCCGAUGCAGAAAACACUCAACAGCUUUCUGAAGAGAAGAAACUGGCGAUUGUCAAUUUAGCAAAAAAGCAAAGAAUUCUUUUGGAAGCUUUCAAGAAAUACAAGAAUUUGGUUAAAAAACUAAAAGCAAUGAAGGAUCUCAAUACCACAUCUCAAAGGUAGAAUUGCACUACCAUGCAAUGCGGGUUUUCACACUGGUCUUUCAAAGAAGCCGGCGGCCACCAGGGAUGAGGCUUACUGCCGUCUACUUUCUUUGAUUAUAGACUAUUAUAUGCACCCAUCUCGCUUUUUACGUUGUUUGUGACUGUAAAGUAUGUCUGUAUUCGGCAAACCUUAUAGCCAUGGUUUGUGGCUAUAUAUAAAGUACGCCUGUUUUCGGCAUACCUUGCAGCCACGGUUUGUGGCUAUAAAGGAUACGGCCUGUUUUCGGUAUACCUUGUAUAGCCAACCGUUUGUGGCUAUAAAGUACGCCUGUUUUUGGUAUACCUUGUAUAGCCAACCGUUUGUGGCUAUAAAGUACGCCUGUUUUUGGCAUACCUUAUAGACAACCGUUUGUGGCUAUAAAGUACGCCUGUUUUUGGCAUACCUUGUAUAGCCACCCCGUUUGUGGCUAUAAAGUACGCCUGUUUUUGGCAUACCUUAUAGCCACUCCGUUUGUGGCUAUAAAGUACACCUGUUUUUGGCAUACCUUAUAUAUAGCCACCGUUUGUGGCUAUAAAGUACGCCUGUUUUUGGCAUACCUUAUAGCCACUCCGUUUGUGGCUAUAAAGUACACCUGUUUUUGGCAUACCUUAUAUAUAGCCACCGUUUGUGGCUAUAAAGUACACCUGUUUUUGGCAUACCUUAUAUAUAGCCACCGUUUGUGGCUAUAAAGUACGCCUGUUUUUGGCAUACCUUAUAGCCACGUUUUAUGGCCAUAAACGGUACCGAUUGCAUGUUUUCGGCAUACCUUAUAGCCAACCCGUUUGUGGCUAUAAAGUACGCCUGUUUUGGCAUACCUCAUAGCCAACCGUUUGUGGCUAUAAAGUACGCCUGUUUUGCAGCAUUUGGCUACAAACAUCCAUUGAAAAUCGUUUUUCUCAUGUUAACAGGUCUGGUGAACUUUCCGUGAGCUCCAUUGAAAUGCCAACGCAAACUACUCAAAAUCAAUCAACAACAACAUCGAAAAGUGGUGUGUCUAUUUCAAGCUCAAAAUCUGGGCAACCACCAAAUAAUUCGAUUCAAUGUUCAUCACAGAAUUCUCAAAAUCUAUCUAUAAGUACUUCGCAAGGUAAAAAGUCCACUCCCAGCUCUAGACAGCAUCCAGAUCGUUCUGUAUUAUCCCAAAAUUCUCGUAAUCUAUCCACUACAUCCAAAGCUAACGAGUCUUCUACUAUACCGAGAGUCGUAAUAACAAACGCGGCCAAUCCUGGCUUAACAAAAGCAAUCCAGCAAGGUUCAGUUAAAUUUAUAAUACUACAAAAUCAAUCCAACAACUCGAGUCAAGUAGCCUCUCAGCCAAGUCAACCCAAUAGUCUGUCAAGAGUCUCUACGGUUUCAGAAUCUCGGCAAUCAACUGUCACACAAAAUGCUCCACAGUCUGUACUUACAACACAACAUACACGUACAACAAAGGCUACAUUCUUAGCUGGGCUAAAUAACACUUUAACCUCCAAGCAACCAACUGUGACACAAAGUGGAAGGGCGAAUAUGAUGAUGAAACAAUCAUUACCACAAACUCAUACUACCGUAUCUACAGCGGCAUCACAAAGUUCCAAAGCUCCAGCAACGUAUGUUAAUGUAUCUUCUAUGAUUCAAAGGAAUCAACAGUCAUCUAUGCUUCGUCCAACUACUAUGAACCAAACUCUUAUUCCAUCAAACCGGCCUUCAAAUCAAGCUUCUCCUGCUAAAACAUUCUCUCAAACCGUAGCAACAUGUACAGGCCCUCACAUUCCUGCAUCGAGCCAAACUCAGCCACUCACAAUUGGGCUGUGCGCAAGUCAAUCCCAAACCAUUGGAGUCCCCACGACAAGUUUCCUUCGUUCUAGGGUCAAUCAGACCACCAUAAGGCCAUCCAUUACAGCAAACCCUGAAUUAUCACUGGAGACAUUAGUGAAGAAAGGAAUUCUUGCUCCGGGCAAGAAUGUUCUCACAACUUCAUCUGAGGUACGAAAUAUUUUUGCUGCAGCAAGAGUAAACUGAAGUAAAAUUAAACGAACCAAUUUUCGUUCUAAAUCUAAAUUGUUCUUCCUAAAGAUCCAGAAAGGAGAAUACCCCAUUGGUCCAGCAAUAGGAGGAAACCUAAAUCAGGGGGGAAGGGCUUACUGUUCACUCUCGUCCGUUGCGUGUACUAUCCCAACAUUUCCAUUAUUUGAGAUGGCCGAAUCUGCAUACUCGUAGUUCUAUUACGUUUUGCAUUAUUUUUUGUUUAUAAAGUUUAUAUCAGCUUUUUAUCACGUUAUUAUGUAGCCUAUGCUGUAGCACAGUACAGUAAGUUUGCUUGUUUAGAAAGUACAGUAUAUUUGAAAAUAUGACUGUAUAACAAGCUCGACAUGUUUACAUAUUAACCAUGAUAUUUAAUUAAAGCAUUCUGAGUAUAAUAAAUCAAAUCAUUUCAAGAAAUCGACACGCGCUAACAGUAGAUGUUCCGCCAAUCGCUAUUCGAAAAGCAUAAAAUGAACGGCCAAGCAAAUAUUUUUAGGGUGGUGCUGAACGUCCCCAGGGGGUGGUAGACACCACUAUAGGUGAGGUGCACAUCUCCCACAGUAGAUCCGCCCCUGAGUAACCAGCACACCUGGAGAAAACCUAAGAUUUACAGGUCAACUGAAAACACUUUGAUACAAAUGAGGCGAAACAACCCGAAUAUUUCUGCGAUCCAAACCUUUCGCAAAGGUGGAAGGUACUUGCAUAAACCACUUUGUCACCGACACAAUGUUUAAUUUUGGUGUUGUAUCAUUCUUUUCAAGGGAAAACUAUAUUCAGCGUCACUUUCUGACAAAGGAACGAUCAUCUCUGCCGGAGGAGAAGGUUUUACCUCACCAAGAAGUUGGCUGAAAGCAAUCUCAGGGAGCAAACGUAAAGUGAGGAACGAACUUGCUUGGAAAAUGGUAAUUUAUUAUUAAUCAUACCAUCAUGGAUAGCUCUAGCAUUCCUAAACAUUCCUUUUCUUUCUAGCAAUCCAGGAAAGAUUAUCCCUAAUUGAUCCAGUUUUACUACAGGAGGAAACCCAAACUUAGCUACGUUUAUUUACAGUUUACUGGAUAGCUUUGUCAGUUCUAAACUGUUCUCUCCAGAGGUACAAGUAAAGAUCAUCCCUCAUGAAUUGAUCUAGUUUUACUACAGGAGGAAACCCAAACUAAACUAACUUUACAUAUACUGGAUAGUUCUAUCAGUUCUACACUGUUCUUCCGAGAGACUAGAGUACGAUCUCGUAUUGGUUCACUGUUACGUUACCUAAACAUACUUUAUUUAUACUGCACAGCUCUGUCAGUUCUAAACUGUUCUCCCUAGAGGUUCAUUAAGGAUCACCCCUUAUUGCUCUAUAGUGUUCCUACAGAAGGAAAAUGAAAUACCCCGAGGUGUUUGGUAAAGUCCAACUAUAAAUCACUUUGCUAUCAACACCGUGUUUAAGAUAUAGGGUAUAAGUUAAAAAAGAGUUGUGUAAUUACUGUAACUUUGCAGCCCAGAAGACUUUACAAUACUCUUCCAUGAUAGGUUUCAUACAAGAACAAGCCAUUGCUAGAUCAGGCUUGUACCCUUACACCCGAGUCAACAAAAGUAACAGAAACAUCGGUCAACUUGAAUUUAGAAGCCCACCAAGCUCAAGGUCCCAUACAAAGCAAGAUUUCUCGAAGCGACACAAGACGAGAGCUUAUCAACACAACUCAGGCACUCAAAGCUUUAUUAAGUAAUUGUCGAGUCAUUGGAAUAAACAAGGAGGAAGUUCUUUCCUCGGAGCAGGGGCAGAAAAAUGUUUGGGACAAUGUUGAUAUGGAAUUACUGAAUGAUGAUAUUUCAAAGGCUUUAAAUUUUUAA
Messenger RNA from Paramuricea clavata, 4152 nucleotides. Lineage: Eukaryota; Metazoa; Cnidaria; Anthozoa; Malacalcyonacea; Plexauridae. The record is from the annotation of a GenBank genome assembly.